Molecule: messenger RNA, 2037 nt
Organism: Rhipicephalus sanguineus (brown dog tick)
Lineage: Eukaryota; Metazoa; Arthropoda; Arachnida; Ixodida; Ixodidae
Product: glomulin
Exons: 1
Coding region: 123-1874 (583 amino acids)
Cellular component (GO): cytoplasm
Molecular function (GO): ubiquitin-protein transferase inhibitor activity
Source: RefSeq, a predicted model, not a curated record
AGGUGGCGAACCUGUUGUUUGUGUGCCGACUAUGCACUAAGAAACGUUUAUAUUCAGCACCUCUCAUACCCGUGUAUCCCAUCAUUUUCUCAAGACCACAGCUUGUACUCGUACAAGAAGCUAUGGAGGAACACAAGACUGUAGAAGAAAUGGAUUGCCAUGCUCUCGUCGCGCAAGUUGUGGAAUUGUUGAAUUCACAGAGAUAUAGCGAUGCAAAAUCAUUUAUCCGGGAGGCCCCCUCUGACACCAUCCUUGCUAAUGGAUGGGAUCUUGUUCUGCCUGUUUUGUCUGCAAUGCAAAAAGAAAUAGACGCUAAAUCGGACGAGAACGUCUGGCUUUGCAAAGAUCUGCUUGAAAUUGUAACAUCACUUGGCAAGCCGAAGGAAGUUCUCAUCUCUUUACUUGAACACUUGCAGCUGAUUAAAUCCAGCGUCGUAUUCCGUGCCGUGCUUCAGUGCAUUCAGAAAUUGCUGCCGAAUCUUUCGCGGAACAGGCUGGUAUUCUUGGAUUUGAUUUUAGAGUCGCUGCACAGCCAUUUGAAACCAUUGUCAGCUUCCGUCGCUAAAAGUUACGGAGAGCAAGCGGCCGAUGAUAGCAGCACGGAAUCGCAGGAGAGCCGAAACCUCGGUGAUUGCUUGAAUGCCGUUGCACAAUUCUUUUCUGACAUUACAUUUGAUAAUCGCCUGCAGGAGGAAUCUGGAACUGGCGAAUGCACUCUGGCAGAAAACGACCUCAUUUUGCGAUACCUGUUGUUGUUUCUUGGCGACACUGCUGUAUUGGAUCUCCGAAUUCGUGCUAACAUGUCGCCUCCCAAUGUCGCUCGGCUUUCUGCACAAGGACUUUUAAGCCAUAUCAGUAAACGUUCGACGGAUUUGAUAAAACUUAGUUUCUCAGGAAUCGCCACACAGUACAAGGGAAAAGCAAGUCACACAGAAGACACCGGUAAAGAUCUCCCAGAACCUGUGUCGCCCAUUUGUCGUGCUGUGUUAGCCUGGUUGAUAUUUGUGGAAAAUCUUGAGCAAGACAGUAUUCCAUGUGUCUAUACAAGUCGCUAUAUAUUUGAGCACAGCCUGCAAAGCAUUAUGGUGCUGUUGUCGCACAAUUCAGGGCAUGUUGUCUCUAAGGGAGUUGCACUGUGUGCUAAUUUAGUAUCACGUCUCAGCCUGGGAGAGUUCUGCUACAUGGAUUUGGACAACACCAACUUGAUUGCUCUUUUGCGCUGCUUGGGCAAGGUAAUGAUCUACAGCUCAUCAAGUGCCGCUAGGAGAACUGCUUUGAGCACUUUGGUUGACUACAUCAAGUGCUUCAAGCAUGAGGCUAGGUACAUCCUCUACUGCCGAAUGCUGCAAGUGGAAAAGCAUGCUGGAUUUCGUGGUCUGCUGAUAGACUGUUAUCGCCAAGACAUGCAUGCUGCUUUGAAAGCAGGCAUUCAUGUGGACACUUUCUGGGGAACAAACUUUCUGGAGUUUGUGAAAAUUCUGUCGAACUUCUCCUCACAGGACCAUAUGAACAUUCUUGAUGACAGUGACUGUGUCUUAGCAGUGCUUAACCUGAUACGAUACUUCGCUUCUGUGUUGCCAUAUCAUAGUCAAGAAUGUGAAGAGGCAAGCCAGUCCACAUGUGAAAUUGCAAGAAAGUAUGUAGAGCAAGUGAAAGAAUCUGUGGAUCAGACAAGAGCUCACUACAAAGUUGAAUUAGAACAUAACAAAGAAAAAGUGAGAGGUUGCAAUGUACAAUCUGAAGACAGUUUGUUCCCAAGCUUACCUCCAGAACAAGAAGCUGAAGUUCUUAAAACUGCACUGACUAGGCUAGACCUUGUAGAAAGCGUAUUAGUUCUUGCACUAGAUAGUGUUAGAUACUGUGCCAAAAAAUGAAUUCAGUAAAUCCUUUCUGUGUGAAACUGUGUUUUUUUUAGCGUGACUGAAAUAAGUUUUGUGGUGCCUGUUUUGUUUUUCUACUCAUCUAGUAUUGUUUAUUGCUGAUAUGGCAAAAACUUUUUUGUUGAAAGCAGAUGAAAAUGAAAAUGUUUCUGCACUG